AUGGACGUGGCCGCCUCAGCCGGAUGCAGGUGCGUCGGCCGCGCAUCAGCGCUCGCUGGCCGGCCCAGGGGGGUUUAUAGCCGCCCCGCGCCUCCGCCCUGGCGCUUUCGGCAUCGUGGCAGGAUGCAGCCGGUGCUGGCGGCGUGGCUGGCCCUGAGCCUGCUGGCAGGGACGGGGGCCCAGGACAUGUGCGGGGAACCCUCCACCCGCUCCGUCUCCGCGCCCCAGCUCAGCCCCGAGGAGCGGCUCUCACCCCACAUGCCCGAGUCCCUGCGCUGCGACGCCUGCCACGCCAUCGCCUUCCAGAUCGAGGAGCAGCUGCGCAGGGCGGAGGGGAAGGUGGGCAGGAAGGCGCUGAGCGAGUCUGACUACGUGGAGGUGCUGGAGAGGAGCUGCUCGCAGGGCUGGGAGAGCUACGGUGUGCAGGAGCUGGACGGGGAGAAGCGGCUGGCGGGGCCGGGGCUGCCGAGGCAGGAGCCCAUGACCGUGAUGGUGACAGGGGGGCCCUGGCCGGGCAGGCUGUCCAAGAUGUGCCACGGCUACGUGGGCGAGCAGGGGGAGGCGCAGAUCUACGGGGCUCACCGGCAGGGCCCGGCCGCGCUGCGGGAGCUGCUCUGCCACGGGGACAAGGGGCCCUGCGCCGGCGGCAAGGCCGGGGGGCCGUCCCCGCCCAAGGCGCUGCAGAACGAGCUGUAGCCCCGGCGCAGUUAAUGCUUAAUGCCCCGGCGACCUUCGGAGCCGACUUCGUCCCCAGCGAGAGCCGACACGUGCCGCGAGGUGGGCGCCUUCCCAGCGUCGCCCGUCACCGCCGUCACGACCGUCCCUCGACGCCCAGCGCGGCCGUGCUGGGGAGAUGCUGGUGGCAGCCGGUGCCCGGCGCCGCCGGACCCCCUGCCCGCCGGGAAUUACUCUGUAACCCUCCGGCUCUAAUGUUUUACCAACGCGGCGCUGGCGGCGGGAGCGCCCCGGCCCCGCCGGCGGUGCCAGCCCUAAUUAAAGGAGUUAAUAGCU
Messenger RNA from Chroicocephalus ridibundus (black-headed gull), 1011 nucleotides. RefSeq names its product marginal zone B and B1 cell specific protein (gene MZB1). The transcript has 4 exons. Lineage: Eukaryota; Metazoa; Chordata; Aves; Charadriiformes; Laridae. Gene Ontology annotation, cellular component: extracellular region; endoplasmic reticulum chaperone complex. Gene Ontology annotation, biological process: regulation of B cell proliferation. The record is from RefSeq and is a predicted model, not a curated record. Bases 1 to 696 code for a protein of 231 amino acids.